Molecule: messenger RNA, 3847 nt
Organism: Athalia rosae (coleseed sawfly)
Lineage: Eukaryota; Metazoa; Arthropoda; Insecta; Hymenoptera; Athaliidae
Product: ATP-binding cassette sub-family G member 8
Exons: 7
Coding region: 562-2970 (802 amino acids)
Cellular component (GO): plasma membrane
Molecular function (GO): ABC-type transporter activity; ATP binding; ATP hydrolysis activity
Source: RefSeq, a predicted model, not a curated record
UCAGCUCUUCUGAGUGCUUCUGUGUUCUGACAGCGCGAGUUCCGGCAAAAGCCGAUUUCUUCGGCGAAGCCGCAUUUACCGCCAACUUCUCCGUUUCCUCGAGUUACGGACAUACCGCAGCUAUCUAAAAUCGACCGUGUUACACGCUUGCGGUGCUACCGUCUAACGUCCUUUUGAAUGAAGAAUGUGGCUUUCAGAAUAAUAAAGUGCUCAACCGGUCUGCAGUACGGUAUGUCGUGGCGGCAAGUUAUCAUGGAAUUAAACAAAAUAAAUCGCGAAGUACAAACAACGAAAUGGCGCGGCCAACUGAGCUGAGAUUCUUGGAGAUUUCGACGCUCGGAUAGAGGAGGAAGAGUCGAAUACUUACUAAGCGGUAGACCUACCCAUACACAUUCGAGUUAACCUCGGCAGACCAUUCUGUGUCGGAUACUUCACCACCAUCCAAUAACAGCAGCAAUAUUUGUGCUGUGCGGAUUCAUCAUGGAUUCAAGGUCCCUGCAGCAACAGGGCGUGAGGUUACACCGUCUGCAUACCUGUUUUAUUACACGUUAACACAUCGAUAUGGGAUCCGAAGCUUGGGAAUUAGAGAGGCGAUACUCCGUCCCUGGAGCACUGGAUACCCGGGGUCUGGAACCACCUGCCAGCGAAGACUUGCACGCCUGGUCAAUUUAUAGGCAAAAUCUCAACUCUGACUUUACCGACUCAGCUUUGGGUUCAGCGGAGAAGUCUCCUUUACCGUAUGGUAAUUUUCAGCUCAGAGAUUCAACGGUUCAAAGCAUAUUACGGCAUCCAAGAUAUGGUCCCAAGAGUCCGUUGGCAAAUAAUUCAUAUACAUAUCUAAAAUUCGGACUUCCAAGGGUGCUGCCUCCGUCUAGGAUGCGGGAUGGUUCUAGCGGCUAUGAUUCGAGCGAGGAAGGGCGCAGGGUACCUCAUAAUGGGGGUGGCGCACAAACGAGUGCCAUGAGAUCGGCUAGGAGCGAUCCAGACUUUCGACAAGUUCAUGCUCUGCCUAGAGAACAGGCGAGUUCUCAAAUUAAUAUCAGGGAGAGUUCGAGGCUCAGAAGUGUCAGUGAGGCCAAUUUGUUGAAUACCUAUAGACCCAGUCGGAGACACAGUAUGGCACCAACUGAGCCUGGAUAUGUACACGGUGCUCUAGGUCCGGAAAAUUUUCCAAUGCAGAUUAGGCCAGUAAUGGCAAUGCAACACCCGCAUUUACAAUUUAGAGGCGUUGAGGCCUCUGGAUCUAAUGGACUGCCUUUAUUACGAGGUAUAUCAUUGGAAGCAGGAGCCAAUGAGGUACUCGCUGUAAUGGCCACGACAGAAAGAGAAGGAACACUUUUGAUGGAGACUAUUUCUGGGCAAAGGAAAAUUAAACGAGGAGAUAUUUUGCUCAAUGGACGAUCCAUGUCGGCUUCUUUGUUGAGAUCACGUGUUGCUUAUUUAUCGGCAGAAAGUACUCUGAGUCCAGGUCUUACGGCGGAGCAAACGUUGACCUUUUAUUUGAGAUUACAAGGAGGCUCGGCGUCAUCUUCAAUGGAAUCAGAUGCUAUUCUCCAAGAGCUUGGUUUAGAAGCGACGAAGCACUGUCUUGUCAAUACCCUUACUACGUCAGAAGUCCGUAGACUGGCUUUGGCGUGUCGACUGCUGCAAGAUUCACACAUAUUGGCUCUGGACAGACCGACACACGGCCUCGAUAUUUUUGACGCAUUUUUCCUUGUUGAAUACUUGAGGCAAUGGGCUGGGCGAGGACCGAGACUUGUAGUUCUAACCCUUCACCCUCCGACCUAUGAGAUACUGACUAUGGUCUCCAGAGUUGCGCUUACGUCUGGUGGUAGAAUCAUGUACACCGGUCCUAGGAGAGACAUGUUACCCUAUUUUGCACUGGCUGAGUUUCCUUGUCCGCCAUUUAAGAAUCCUUCAGACUAUUAUCUCGACCUAGUCACAUUAGAUGAUCUGUCUGCAGAAGCAAUGCUGGAAUCGUCGCAGCGGAUAGAUCACUUGGCGGAAUUGGCCAGGAUAAGAUUACCGGGAUUAACUGACCCUGGACCACCCGGACCAUUGCCCCUUCCUAUAUCGAGUGUGAAUAUAUUCAUACAAAUUUACGUCCUACUCCUAAAGACUUUGAUAUACAGCCAGCCUGGAGCACUUGCAAAAAUUUUACAAAAAAUUUUGUUGUCUGCAUCUUUGAGUAUAGUACUCGGUGCAGUAUUUUGGAACGUAUCCAAUGACACAAACUUAUAUUUAAGGGACAGAAUUGGAAUGCAUUACGCCAGUUUUGGCGUGUUAUGCUGGCCACUUAAUUUAAUAGCUAUCAGUGAAGUAAAUGCAGCUAGACCCAGUGUCGAGAGAGAAAUCAGGGACAGAUUGUACGGACGAUUCGUCUAUAUUUUUAUAGAGUUGCUGUGUGGUAUACCUUCAUGGUGUGCUAUAUACCUGAUAUAUUUGGCUCCAGCAUUUGCAAUGUCUGGCCUGCAUUUAGCUCCAGAUGAAAAUUUGACUGCGCUGUGGCAUUACCUCGCGAAUGGGUUGCUGUAUUUGAUGUUUCAGCACUUGAUAUGCGUCUUCUUCGCUCAUAUUUGCAAAUGGCCUGGCUUGGCAGCAUUUUUCUCCGGCUUAAUAAUCUGCGAAAUAACAUUGGCCGGUGGCGUAAGCUUACAUUUGGAAAAUUUCCCAUGGUGGUACAGGCAAUGGAGUCCGAUGCAAUGGGUACUGUCUUUGUUACUACCGCAAGUACACGGACCUUGCAAAGCUAAACAAAUUUUACGCCAAGAUAUAAUCGUUCAAGCAACUUGUGAAACUCCUGACGGUGCUGCAGCUUUGCAGGAAAUUGGUCUUGACAAAAUCAAGACUCAAGCAGUUUUAUGGUUGAGUGUUUCGACCGCAGUCUUGAUCGUUUUAAUUAUAAUAGGAUUUUUAAUAUUUAAAUAUGCUACGCCCAAACGACCGAGAAGCGCACCAAAUAAACCGUGAGAGCUCGUUGUCCUUCUAAUGCUUUUGAGCAACGAGAGAAUGCUACGUAAACGUUUAACAAAACAGUAUUCAGAGUUAUCCGCUUGGAACAAUUUAACUGGUCAUGAAUUCUUGUAAUGUGCAAUAUAUUGCGUGAGUUGCAAAUGUCGGGUGCAUAAUUAUUCAGUAUAUACGGUAAUGCAAAUUAAUUUGCCUGCCGUCUUCUAAUUUCAUAACGUAUAAGCUACGAGUAUACUGUAUGUAUUAUUUUAAUAGGCAUUGUACUUUAAAUGUAUCUCGGAGAUGUCUAACUUACUGUGACUCUUUAAAGUUGAGAUCUUUAAAAACUUACAGAGUAGACAUUGAACGUACGUGGGACAGGUGAGAGUGUGAACAAUUAUUCUAAACUCUUUAAUAUAAACGGUUAUGAAACCAAACCAUACAUGAUACACUUUUCUGAAAAUAAAAGUAACGUCCCAACAAUGGAGCACAUGAUUUAUCACCAAUUGUUACACCGACAUUACCUAAUUACUUUUUUCAACUCUUUUGGAAAAAUAUGAACUUUAUUAACACGUGUUGUAAUUCGCCGGCUCACAUCUGUUUUCUGACAACGCAAGGCCUGGCUUUGAAUCGAACCUUCUACUGUAAGCGUGUCAUAGUUUUUGAUGAAUAUUUUUUGUUUGUUUGUGCAUAAGUGAGCCAGCUAUGUUGGAGGGGCAAAAAAUCUUUCCCACUUGCAACUGUUCGUUGUGGUGGGUGAAUGAUUAUUAUUGUUGAUUCAAAGUUGAAGAGGGUAUUGUACUCUCUGUGAAUCUAGCCAUAAAUAGAUAAUCCUUAUUUCUGCAAUAAACAUAUAAAGAUCUGAUUUGGUUCAGCAAAAACCAUUUCUCAACAACAA